Molecule: messenger RNA, 669 nt
Organism: Bemisia tabaci
Lineage: Eukaryota; Metazoa; Arthropoda; Insecta; Hemiptera; Aleyrodidae
Source: RefSeq, a predicted model, not a curated record
AUGAUUGCCAAAGAAACAAAUAGUUAUGCUGGAGAUUUCAUGGCAGACCCAAAUAAAGUGAAGAGGAAGAUUCACGAGAAGUGGUUCCCAAAAUUAACGGUGACCCCUUACUUUGGACAAUUUAUGCCCUACAGGAGAUUCAUUCUUUUGUCAACAUUUUUUCAUAUUGUCAGCAAAGAACAACAAGAGCACGAUGAGAGGGAUAAAUUCAAAAAAAUUCGCUGGGUGUAUGAGCUCUUCAAUCAUAAAUUUGCUUCCAUUUAUUAUCCUGAACAAAAAAUUGAUCUAGACGAGUCGUUGAUGGCUUUUCGAGGAUGGCUCAGUUACAUCCAAUAUAAUAAAGCUAAGAGAGCUAGAUUUGGAAUGAAGUUCUACAAGCUUUGUGAAUCUAAAUCUGGUUACUGCUCAAAAUUUAAAAUCUAUAUUGGAGCAGAGGCAAAUGCAGAUAAGGAGUUCAAAGUAUCGGAGGCCAUUGUAUUCGAGAUGAUUGAGCGGCAAGUGGGCUUAGGUCAUACCCUGACUUUGGAUAAUUGGUAUUCAUCCCCUAACCUUUACCACUCUUUUGCUGAUAAGUCAUUCAAUGUAUUAGGGACAGUCAAUAUAAAAAGGAUCAAUAUGCCUUGUGAAUUUUUUAAAAAGAGGAGACGCAGAGAUCAAAUUCAGCCAUGA